This is a messenger RNA of Ruditapes philippinarum (Manila clam), 1539 nucleotides long. Its product is annotated as Golgi to ER traffic protein 4 homolog. The coding region runs from base 57 to 1043 and encodes 328 amino acids. NCBI's taxonomy places the organism in Eukaryota, Metazoa, Mollusca, Bivalvia, Venerida, Veneridae. Gene Ontology annotation, molecular function: protein binding. The transcript has 9 exons. The record is from RefSeq and is a predicted model, not a curated record. Gene Ontology annotation, biological process: protein insertion into ER membrane. Gene Ontology annotation, cellular component: BAT3 complex; cytosol.
UUCCGUUUCAUUUGUCUCAUUUCGUUUUUCAGUUCAUCGAGUGGAAAUAAUCCAAAAUGGCAGCCGGCGUACAGAGAGUUCUCGCAAAAUGUCAAAAAUGUAUAGACUCCGGCAACUUUUACGAAGCUCACCAGAUGUAUCGCACGUUGUACUUUAGGUACAGUGGAGCAAAGAAGUAUGCUGAAGCAAUAGAUCUACUAUAUAAUGGAUCACAAACAUUACUACAUCAUAAACAGUAUAGCAGUGGAACUGAUUUAGCCUUACUACUUAUAGAUGUGUUAAACACAGCCAAGACCCCGGUAUCUGAAGAUAAUACAGAUAAAGUUGUAGAUUUACUUCGUAUAAUGGACAAUAAUGAAUGUCCUGACAGAUUGAAUUAUCUAAAUGCUGCAUUACGCUGGACAAUCAGUGUAGCACCUGAAUGUCGAGCAGGGCAUCCAGAUCUUCAUAAAAAAUGUGGCAUGUUGUUCUGGCAGGAGAAAAAUUAUGUUCAAGCAAGAUAUCAUUAUCUACAUUCCUCUGAUGGUAAAAACCUUGCAACUAUGUUAAUAGAAUACCAAACCUCUCAGGGAUAUCCUUCAGAAGUGGAUCUAUUUAUAGCACAAACUGUACUCCAGUUUUUAUGCCUUCAAAACAAGGAUACAGCUCAUGUAGUUUUCGUAACAUAUACAAAAGGUCAUCCUGACGUGAAAGGAGGGCCACCAUAUAUACAACCUUUAUUAAACUUUAUAUGGUUUCUAUUAUUAGCAUUAGAAGGUGGAAAAUUGGCUGUGUUUGCAGUGCUGUGUGAAAAGUAUCAAACUGCUAUUAGCAGAGACCCUACGUAUAAAGAGUACCUUGAUAAGAUAGGGCAGCUAUUUUUUGGAGUUCCUGCACCCAAAUCACAGUCUCAAGGUGGAUUUUUUGGUAAUUUGAUACAAAGUUUACUUGGGAACGAGGACGGAGAGGAAAAUAGCCCUAUGACCCCUGCUAUGACCCCUGCAAUGACCCCCGUGACACCCAGUACAGAACAGAGGAAUCUGUCACAAGUUGAUCUUGAUUAAAACUUUUAACAUUCAUAAAAAUCAUAAUUGUUUGUUUUCAAAUAAUCUCGCAACUUUUCGCACACAUUUUACAUGAAGUAUGAUUCAUUUCAUUAAAAGAAAAUUAUAUCCCUCAAAAUACCAGAAAGAGGACCUUGUCAUAUUUUUGUCUCUUUUUUUCUUUUCAAAUGUUCCAAUCUAUUUUAACAUUGUUAAUGCUAGCUUGUGAUCUAAAUUUAAUUUACAGAAACCUUAAAUACAUUUGUCUCAUUAGAUUGUAAUACAUUGUUUUAAAAGAUUUUUUUAUUUAUUGUAAAUUUUAUUUUGCACUAGAAUGAAAUUGUUAUUUUAAUAAUAUGGUAAAUUAAAAGUUUAUGUACAAAUAUCACACCAUAGCCUGUUCGUUUUUGUUGGGAUUAUUUAAUGCUAAUGUAAUUCAUUUUGCAUGACAUGUUCAAUCAUUAUGUCUUUGAUAAAAAGUUGUGUUGUUCAAUAAACUAUAAAGGGUAUAAAGCUA